AACAGCGAUGUCGCCUCUGGAACAUCGCUGUUCAGGUUAAAUUUUUCAAAAAAUAAUUUGUUGGCAACUCCAUUAAAUGCUCCAACUGCCACUUUUUUCAAAUUUUUGAACGUUGGAGACCAAAUCCUAUAUAUAUUUGGCCUCCUACUCACCUUUUUCUCACAUCUAAACACAAUCUCCUUCAUUCCCCUCGCUUAAUUCAUCUUCUCUGAUCUACAACUUUUUCUUGAGAAUUCUUCAUCACCAUGGGCAAAGACAAGAGCAGGGCAUGAACUUCCGGGAAAUCCAUGUCCAAAUCCCAGGCUCCUUCGACGACCUCCGAGGAACGCCUCUACUACGGCGACGGGUCGUAUCUCUUGUUCGACUCCGAGGAGGAGCGCACCCGAUUUCUCACCUUCUUCUCUAAGCGGCUUCACCAAACCGGCCUAUGGCCGUUCGUCUCCCGGGCUCAGAAUGUGAUCAACCUGGCGCUGUCUCGCGUGUUCUACUCCAACCUCCGGCGUGAGGACGACGUGCUCUACUCCCUUGUCAAGAGCACGCCGAUCGAGCUCAACGUUGAGCAGCUUGGGCGGAUCGCCGGCCUUCCCUACAAAGGCGAUGACAUCUCCACUUAUGCUGGAGAAGACUGGGUCCUCAACAACGAAGGCCUUGUCCUCGACGAGCUUGGCAUCACCGAGCUCAUCCGCCAUCACAUGGGCCGCCCCACCAUCCACUCCGCGACCCCCGAGAGCCGUCUCUUCCUCUACAUCGUGUCCCGGAUCAUCAAGCCCCGGAAGCAUGGGCACACGAUCAUGUCCGGUGAGGACCUCAUGCACUCGGCGCCAAUUAAUUGGGCGAAGUUUGUCAUGAUCUACAUGACGAUCGCCGCAUCCACCGACCACGAUCACCUCCUCCCGUAUCCCUUCUUUGUGAUGGACAUCCUUGAACGGUUCAAGGUCACCACCACCGUUGGCCCGCUCACGAAGGCCAUGAAGCUUUGGACGAUCAGCGCCCAAACCUUCACCAAGCGGUCGGACAACGCUGCGCUUGCCACUGCCGUGCCACGCCGCAUUGCUGCUGGCCCAGCCGAACCCCAGGCCCGGGCCAACCUAGCCUCCAUCGCCGACUCCCUCAACCAGCUGCACUUCAAAGUCGACGGGAUGGACGGGUACCUUGAACGGCUCGACUAGGCUGUUCAACGCUAAGGGCACGCCAUGAACGCGUACUUCCAACGAGUGAACUACGUCCCCCCACCGUACGAAGGCACGUUCCUU
Molecule: messenger RNA, 1253 nt
Organism: Cuscuta campestris
Lineage: Eukaryota; Viridiplantae; Streptophyta; Magnoliopsida; Solanales; Convolvulaceae
Source: the annotation of a GenBank genome assembly